AUGGAAGCAGAUUCGCGCAGUAUAAAAAGAGUGAAGCUUGCUACUCAAGAUGAAUUCGAUGAGCUGAAACAGUUUUUUUUCCGGCUGAAUACACUGUAUACCUUUUUACUGUGCAGGAAGCAUGUCAUACCUACCUUUGACACAUUACAAAAGCCUAUUCAAUCGUCCUUGAAGAAAGAAGUUUCAGAACUAGAUUUUGCCAAAGUGGUAGCAUUGCUUCCUAGAGACUGUUUAUUCAAAUAUAUCGAUGAAAACCAGAUAUAUACUGAGUCCAAGGUGUUCGAUUUUAAGGGUGGUGGCUUCCAGCAGAAAGAAAAUGAUAUAUAUGAGCUGAAGGAUGUUGAAAGUGAAUAUUCGCAAGGAAAAUCUACUCAGGUACUAAUCUUUGAAUUCACUGAUGGAACCAUGAGAUAUUCUUGGCUCAAUAGUGAUGGUAAUGGUGCCAGAGUCAAACUUCCAACCUACGAUGGCGAUCAGAUGAAAAAGAUGAUAGCAAAGAGAGCUGAAACGUUUAAUCGAGCUCUUUCUGAGUUUCUUGCAAAAUGUACUUCCCAGGGCCUUGAUCCAAAGACUGAGCUGAACAGACUAGCUGAAAGCGUUUUGCCCAGAAAGAAAGAAUAUGAAGAUCCCAUCGAUGCCAUGAUGAACGCAAAAGAUAAGAAACACAAAGGGGUUGUAGUCGAUAAGGAAAGUGGGCUUGUACGACCUUCAGUGGAAGAACUGAUCAGGCAAUUGAAGGAUUCGGAUUUAUACAAUAGUCAGAUAAAAGAGCAUCAUCUCAUACCCGAAAGGACUGCAGAAUAUAAAGAUUUAGAUUUCAGCAUUUCACCGGACGUGUUUCAGGCACUUACCCACAAAAAUUUUUAUUCUCAUCAAGCGGAUGCAUUGAACGCUGUUCAUGACGGUGAGAAUGUAAUAAUUACCACUUCAACCUCCUCCGGAAAAUCACUAAUCUAUCAACUUUCAGCAAUUGAUUUACUGCUGAAGGAGCCUGAGUCCUCUUUCAUGUACAUUUUUCCAACAAAAGCUUUGGCACAGGAUCAAAAAAGAUCCUUCGAGACACUUGCCUCCAAAAUUCCAAGGCUAAAAGACCUAGUUGUCGACACAUAUGAUGGGGAUACGGAACAGAAUCGGAGAAUGUUCAUUAGAAAGAAUGCAAGGGUCAUUUUUACGAAUCCAGACAUGGUUCAUACAAGUAUUUUGCCCAACCAUCCAAAUUGGAGGCAUUUCCUGUACAAUUUGCGGUUAGUUGUGGUUGAUGAAUUACAUGUUUAUAAAGGGCUCUUCGGUUCACAUGUCGCCCUGGUUAUGCGCAGACUAUUGAGGCUUUGUCAGCACUUUUAUGAGAAUAAUAAGUUGCAGUUUAUUUCAUGCUCUGCAACUCUAAAGGAACCAAUACUACAUAUGCGAAAUAUGUUUGGUAUAAAAGACGUACGAUUAAUCCACGAAGAUGGAUCUCCAAGAGGAACUAAACACUUGGUGGUGUGGAAUCCUCCAGUUUUAAGUCAGCAUCAAAGGCGUAGAGAAAAUUUCAUCCGGGAGAGUGCUAAAAUCUUGGUUCAAUUGGUUUUGAAAAACGUUCGUACAAUUGCUUUCUGUUUUGUGCGGAGAGUAUGUGAGCUUCUUAUGAAAGAGGUCAGGAUUAUUUUUGAGGAGAUGGGUCGCCAGGAUUUACUCACUGAGGUUAUGUCGUAUAGAGGAGGUUAUGCCGCUUCAGAUAGAAGAAAAAUUGAACGAGAGAUGUUCCAUGGAGGUUUGAAAGCAGUUAUAGCAACAAAUGCAUUGGAGCUUGGUGUUGAUAUUGGUGGUUUAGAUGCGGUUUUAAUGUGUGGGUUUCCCCUGUCAAUGGCAAACUUCCAUCAACAGAGUGGUAGAGCAGGUAGAAGAAAUCAAGACUCUCUUACUUUAGUAGUAGCCAGUGAUGCACCUCUAGAUCAACAUUAUGUGGCACAUCCUGAAAUUCUUCUAGAUGGAGAAAACACGGACUCUUUUCAAGAAUUAAUUCUUGACUUUCAUAACGUUUUAAUAUUGGAAGGUCACAUCCAAUGUGCAGCGUUUGAAUUGCCCAUAACCAUUGAGAGAGACUCCUUGUAUUUUGAGAAAUCAUCUCUUGAAAAAAUAUGUGCUGAAAGACUUCAUUAUAAUUCAGAAGGGUACCAUACUCAUAAUAGGUUUUUACCAUGGCCCUCUAAACUAGUAUCUUUAAGGGGGGGCGAAGAAGAUCAGUUUGCCGUUGUUGAUAUAACGAAUGGAAGGAAUACCAUAAUCGAAGAGGUUGAAAGCUCGAGGACAAGUUUCACACUCUAUGACGGAGGGAUUUUCAUUCAUCAAGGCUAUCCUUAUUUGGUUAAAGAGUUCAAUCCAGACGAACGCUAUGCUGCUGUGCAGCGUGUAGAUGUCGACUGGGUAACCAAUCAAAGGGAUUAUACAGACGUUGAUCCAGAAGAAAUUGAGCUCGUUCGCUCAAUGGAAUCCAGUGAUAUUCCCGUAUAUUUUGGUAAAAUCAAAAUAACGAUUAUCGUCUUCGGAUUUUUCAAAGUAGACAAGUAUAAGCGGAUAAUUGAUGCAAUCGAAACGCAUAAUCCUCCUGUUAUGAUAAACUCGAAGGGUUUAUGGAUUGAUAUUCCCAAGAGAGCACUAGAUUUAUGUCAAAGAAAAAAUUUAAGCGUAGCUGGCGGUAUUCACUCUGCACAGCAUGGAAUCAUGGCACUGCUUCCCAGGUUUAUAGUAGCCGGUGUUGAUGAGAUCCAAACCGAAUGUAAAGCGCCAGAGAAAGAAUUUGCCGAGAGGCAAACUAAAAGGAAACGCCCGGCAAGGCUCAUAUUAUAUGAUAGUAAAGGAGGGAAGUAUGGCUCAGGACUAUCGGAGAAAGCAUUCGAACAUGUUGAUAGUAUUUUAGAAGGUGCCUUACAAAGAAUAGAAGAGUGCCCAUGUGAGGAUGGUUGUCCAAACUGUGUAAUUGCCUCUUUUUGCAAGGAGAAUAACUUGGUCUCUUCAAAACGAGCAGCCCAAAUUAUUUUACACUGCAUUUUGGGUCAUCAAGAUUCGACGUUCAUUGACAAAAUUCAGGAUGGGCCUGAGGCACAUAUGCCCGAAAUAAAGGUGGAAACGGUGGAACCUGUAUCUUCUCAUGUGAACUUUUCCCAGGGAUUCCAAAUAAUUGAAGCCAAACAGCUUAAAGCGGCUGUCGAUCCCCAUUUUAUCAAAAAAGAGGACUGA
Messenger RNA from Zygotorulaspora mrakii, 3219 nucleotides. It is a transcript of the gene HRQ1, whose product is annotated as ATP-dependent 3'-5' DNA helicase. The transcript has a single exon. Lineage: Eukaryota; Fungi; Ascomycota; Saccharomycetes; Saccharomycetales; Saccharomycetaceae. The record is from RefSeq and is a predicted model, not a curated record. The coding region runs from base 1 to 3219 and encodes 1072 amino acids. Gene Ontology annotation, molecular function: nucleic acid binding; ATP binding.